Arabidopsis thaliana (thale cress) is the source of this 882-nucleotide messenger RNA. It is a transcript of the gene GLP10, whose product is annotated as germin-like protein 10. Gene Ontology annotation, molecular function: manganese ion binding. Gene Ontology annotation, cellular component: apoplast; plasmodesma. The transcript has a single exon. Gene Ontology annotation, biological process: plasmodesmata-mediated intercellular transport; regulation of root development. Lineage: Eukaryota; Viridiplantae; Streptophyta; Magnoliopsida; Brassicales; Brassicaceae. The coding region runs from base 222 to 797 and encodes 191 amino acids. The record is from RefSeq and is marked reviewed.
AAUCUAGUUACUUGUUCUUCUACAGUACAUCAUCAAAAGUCAAAACCAUGGACUCGAGAUGUUUUGGCUUCUUCUUUACUUUGUUAUCUCUAAAUGUGAUUGUUCUUGCUUACGAUCCUGACACACUUCAAGAUCUCUGCGUUGCGGAUCGCACUUCAGGUACACAUAUAUCUUCAAAUUAAAUUUACUGUCUACUUUGAAUGAUUUGUUAAAGUAAUGAAAUGUCGUCGUUUUUGGAUUAUGUAGGGAUAAAAGUGAAUGGUUUCACAUGUAAACCCGAAUCAAACAUCACCGCUUCAGAUUUUUUCUUCGCCGGAAUCGGAAAACCCGCCGUCGUUAACAACACAGUCGGGUCAGCCGUCACGGGAGCAAACGUAGAGAAGAUCGCAGGGCUUAACACGCUCGGAGUCUCACUCGCGCGUAUCGACUACGCUCCCGGAGGUUUAAACCCGCCGCACACGCAUCCACGCGCCACCGAAGUGAUCUUCGUUUUGGAAGGCGAGCUUGACGUUGGAUUCAUAACGACGGCGAACAAGCUCUUCGCUAAGACGGUGAAGAAAGGAGAAGUGUUCGUCUUCCCUAGAGGAUUGAUUCAUUACCAGAAAAACAACGACAAAGCGAAACCGGCGUCGGUGAUCUCUGCGUUCAACAGUCAAUUACCGGGAACACAAUCGAUCGCCGCCACGCUAUUCACAGCCACUCCGGCGAUUCCGGAUCACGUUUUAACGACGACGUUUCAAAUCGGAACGAAAGAAAUCGAAAAAAUCAAAUCUAAGUUUGCUCCCAAGAAAGUCUAAAAAUCGCGUCGUUAUAUAUAUAUAUUUUAAAUUUUAUUAAUUGGUUUUUAAAUUUUAAUAAAGGAAAAAAUAAACCUUGUUCAUU